Rotaria sp. Silwood2 is the source of this 2057-nucleotide messenger RNA. Lineage: Eukaryota; Metazoa; Rotifera; Eurotatoria; Philodinida; Philodinidae. The record is from the annotation of a GenBank genome assembly.
AUGUAUGCAGGUGAUUGGAGAAUCAAUGCCGAGGAACGGGCAAAGUACGAUUUGUACUUUCAACAAUGUAACCCAAUACAAGGUUAUGUAACGGGUGAUCAAGCACGAAAUUUUUUUCUAAAAUCAGGUUUACCUGGAGAUAUUCUUCAUAAAAUAUGGAAUCUAUCAGAUAUGACAGCCGAUGGUCGUUUAGAUAAGCGAGAAUUCACUAUUGCUUGUCAUUUAAUUUCAUCUCAAGUUCAGAAAAAAGGACCACUACCACAAAACCUUCCACCAACUCUUCUCUCCGAUGCAAUUGCAAUAACAGCAAAUGGUGUACCACCGCUUAUGUCUUCAUUGUCAAUAGCUCGACCAGUCAAUAGUUGGAGUGUUCCGAGCCAACCAUUAGUUGCGACUUUUAGUCAACCUUUAAAAUCAGUUGUUAUUCCACCUGCACCAUUAACACCAACAAUUCGCUCAAAAUAUCUUCAACAAUUUCAUUCAUUAGUUGAUGCAACAAAAACAAAUGGAUUUAUGAGUGGUUUACAAGCAAGAAAUCUUCUUCAAAAAACUGGUUUAUCACAAACAGUACUUCAGCAAAUAUGGAAUUUAGCUGAUCAUGAUAAAGAUGGUCGUUUAACACCUGAUGAAUUCGUGAUUGCGAUGCAUUGUUGUGAUGUUGUACGUGCUGGUCAAAUUUUACCAUCUCGUUUACCUGACGACUGGUUAAAUGGAAAUACAGCACAACAUCAACGUACAGGUUCAUUAGUAAAACCCAAUAUUUAUCCAGCAUUAGUCAAUAUUAAUCAGGAAAUUAAAGAUGCAUUUAAAUCAACGAUUACAACGGAAAAUCAUUCACCUGAAACAGAAGAACCUGAACGAAAAAAUAGCAUUGUAUCUUAUGAAGACAAACGUCAAAAGAAUUAUGAAGAUGGUUUUAAAGAAUUAGAACGACGUCGACAAUUAUUACGUGAACACGAAGAACGUGAACAAAGAGAACGUGAAGAACGAGAACGUAAACGUGAAUUAGAAUUACAAAAACAAAAAGAUGAACAAGAACGUCGAAAGCAAAUGGAAUCUGAACGACAAUUAGAAAGACAAAGACAAAUUGAACAUCAUAAAGAAGAAGAACGAAGAAAAUUAUUUGAACAACGAGAAGCUGCACGAAAAGAAAUGGAACGUAAAAGUCGUUUGGAAUGGGAACGUCAACGUAUGCAAGAAUUAUCAGCACAAAAAUCUCGUUUACUUGAACAAAUAAAUGAUUUAAAAUCACGUGAAAAAGCAAUUGGACUUGAAUUACAAAGUAUGGAUGAUACAGUACAAACAAAUCAAAGAAAAGUUAAUCAAGCAAAUACGAAUAUUCAAACAAUUGAUCAAUCAAUAAAUGAUAUCCAAAAACGUACAAUACAAGAAAAAAAUCUUGUAGAAAAUCUUGAACAACAACGAAAAGAUUUAUAUAUAAAAUUAAAUUAUUUACGAACAGAAAGAGAAUCAAUUAAUUCAUCAUUAAAACAUCUUAAUCAAUCGAAAGAAUUUAGUAAGUGAGAUUUAUCAAUUGAUUUUCUUUUUAAAUUUGAAAAUAUUCAAAUUUAAGCUUAUGAAUUCAUUUGUUUCCCAUAUACAUGAAUCGUUUUUGGUUUUAAUGAUAAAGAUUGAUUUUCAAGUUCAAAAUUUUCAUAAAGAAUGUUCUUAAUCGAACUCAUUCAUUGUAAAAUUGUUAGGUUUUCUAGUAUCUUCUAUCCUACUGUAUCCUACAAGGUUAGAAAAUUUCUCUCAUGUGGGGAACAUACUAAAUUGUAGGACGCCGUUGAACUUCAUAUUAUGGCUACGAAUAGGUCUUGUUGACACUACCCAGCAGAGGUCCAACCAGGCCGCAUUUUUGCAGGCCUGGCCGGCCUAUGACAGGCCUCUGAAUUUCAAGCCUGCCUGUGCCUGCCAACUUAUUUGUUUGGCCUGACCUGCCUGCCUGGCAUUUUCUUCGGCCUGCCUGGCCUGCCUGGAAAGGCCUGUCUAUUUUUCUUUUAUGCCAAUACCAUUACCAGGGGUGUCGCAAGCAACCAAAACUUGGGGACGGGGGU